Alnus glutinosa is the source of this 991-nucleotide messenger RNA. Its product is annotated as carbonic anhydrase 2-like. The transcript has 9 exons. Gene Ontology annotation, biological process: carbon utilization. The record is from RefSeq and is a predicted model, not a curated record. Lineage: Eukaryota; Viridiplantae; Streptophyta; Magnoliopsida; Fagales; Betulaceae. Gene Ontology annotation, molecular function: carbonate dehydratase activity; zinc ion binding. Bases 69 to 866 code for a protein of 265 amino acids.
AACAUUUGAAGCAUAGAAGACUUGAUCACUUGCACACGAAGAAGCUUAAUUAAUUAAUUAAUUCACACAUGGCGAGGCAGUCAUUGGAGGUGGCGGUUGAAGGACUGAAGAGGUUUCUCAGUGAGCAGAAUGGCCAUGGCCUCGAUGACGCGACGGCUGCAAAAAUUGCGAAACUGGCAGCCGAGCUGCAAGGGACAGAUCUCAAUGGCUAUGAUGGCCUGAAGGUUCAAAAAGACCCUGUUCAAAUGAUUACAGAAGGGUUUAGAUACUUCAAGACCAACAAAUUUGACAAGAAUCCAGAAUUGUACAAUUGUCUUGCCCAGGGCCAGUGGCCUCAGUUUCUGGUAUUCGCGUGCUCAGACUCCAGAGUUUGCCCCUCUCAUAUCCUCAACUUCCAACCUGGGGAUGCCUUUAUGGUCCGCAACAUUGCUAACAUGGUUCCACCAUUCGACCAGCUCAGAUACUCUGGCUCUGGCGCAGCCAUUGAAUAUGCCAUCGAAGCUCUUAAGGUACCAAAUAUCCUGGUCAUUGGACAUAGUCGUUGCGGGGGGAUACAGAGGCUUAUGUCUCAUCCUGAGGAUGGUUCCGCUCCCUAUGACUUCAUCGAUGAGUGGGUCAAAAUAGGUAAACCUGCCAAGGCCAAGGUCAUAGCAGAGUUUGGCGAUUUGCCAUUUGCAGAACAAUGUAAACACUGUGAAAAGGAGGCAGUGAAUCUGUCACUGUUUAAUUUACUGAGUUAUCCGUAUGUCCAGAAGGCGCUGGCACACAGGAAGCUUAGGUUGAUGGGUGGCUACUAUAAUUUUGUUGAAGGAACUUUUGACCGUUGGGAGUUUGAGUGUAGCUUUUCACCUAGCCUCCCCGCAUGAGUCUCAAUUGUAUUAAUUAUGUCAAAUUGUUAUUUCCCUUGCUGUUUUACUUCAUAUAUAUGUACUACUGUAUUUGGCUUCGUGGACAGUAUUAUCCACUAAAUAAAGCAGAGCAGCUCUUUGCA